UGUGACGAAAGAGACAGAAAGAUCCACCAAUUCGAAAUCCCACAUUCAGACUCAGACUCUUCCUUCCUAACCCACCUUUUUUUGUCUUCCUCCGACUCCUUUUUUAGCCGGAAUUCUUUUUCGCCGGCAACAUGGUCUCCCCGGAAAACACCAACUGGCUCUACGAUUACGGCCUCAUCGACGACGCCACCUUCCCCAUCUCCUCCUCCGCCUUCAACUGGCCCGUCCAGCCCCUCCCCGGCUCCUCCACCGUCAGUGUUGAACUUGAUGGCUCAUUGGGGGAUGUUGAGGGAUUUAGGGAAUCUGGCUCAAAGAAGAGGGUUAGAUCUGAAUCAUCCUGUGCAACUAGCUCCAAGGCAUGUAGGGAGAAGUUGCGAAGGGAUAGGCUGAAUGACAAGUUUGUGGAAUUGGGCACUAUAUUGGAGCCUGGAAGGCCACCUAAGACUGACAAGGCUGCUAUUUUGAUUGAUGCUGUCCGAAUGGUGAAUCAAUUACGUGGUGAAGCCCAGAAGUUGAAGGAUUCAAAUUCUAGCCUCCAGGAGAAGAUCAAGGAACUGAAGACAGAAAAGACUGAACUCCGUGAUGAGAAGCAGAGGCUGAAGUCAGAGAAAGAAAAAUUGGAGCAGCAACUGAAGGCCAUGACUGCACCACCGAGCUUCUUGCCAGCCCCUCCUGCGAUGCCUGCUGCAUUUGCUGCUCAAGGCCAAGCCCAUGGCAACAAGAUGGUGCCUUUCAUUGGUUACCCUGGGGUGGCAAUGUGGCAGUUCAUGCCACCUGCUGCUGUGGAUACAUCCCAGGAUCAUGUACUUCGCCCACCAGUUGCUUAAGUUUACGGCUGGUAUUCAUACAAGCAAUUUGGCAUAUCAUUCUAUCCCGAACUGAGUGUAUUGUCUCGUUAUUGUCCUUGUGUCGUGUCUUGUUCAUUUUUAAGUUUCUACUGUCUUAACUGAAUUUGGUGGGUGACCUGACUGUAUCUCCAACUUGAAUACUUCUAUGAAUUGAUGCUGGUAUUUACUUGUA
This is a messenger RNA of Argentina anserina (silverweed cinquefoil), 1020 nucleotides long. Its product is annotated as transcription factor ILR3. Gene Ontology annotation, biological process: intracellular iron ion homeostasis; regulation of DNA-templated transcription. The record is from RefSeq and is a predicted model, not a curated record. Bases 132 to 827 code for a protein of 231 amino acids. Gene Ontology annotation, molecular function: DNA-binding transcription factor activity; protein dimerization activity. NCBI's taxonomy places the organism in Eukaryota, Viridiplantae, Streptophyta, Magnoliopsida, Rosales, Rosaceae. The transcript is spliced from 5 exons.